Messenger RNA from Thlaspi arvense, 255 nucleotides. The record is from the annotation of a GenBank genome assembly. Lineage: Eukaryota; Viridiplantae; Streptophyta; Magnoliopsida; Brassicales; Brassicaceae.
AUGCAGGUUGAAGAAAAGAAGCAAGCUGCAGCUGAUGUUUUAUUCCAGUAUUCAAAAUUUGUGAUGGCAUGCGUGGGGAAUCAAGUUCGACCCUGCGACUUGAGGUUACAUUUGAUGAAGGAGAUUUCAGGUUUGCAGACCUCCCUAAAAAGGGAGCCCUCAUCACAAAUGGAUGCUUCUCCUGAUGCAAUGGGUGAGUCAUCAAGCUCAGGUACUGCCAGACUCGACAAAGCAGACAGUUUUCGGGCACUGUAG